Xenopus tropicalis (tropical clawed frog) is the source of this 2263-nucleotide messenger RNA. It is a transcript of the gene nudcd3, whose product is annotated as NudC domain containing 3. Bases 186 to 1313 code for a protein of 375 amino acids. The record is from RefSeq and is a predicted model, not a curated record. NCBI's taxonomy places the organism in Eukaryota, Metazoa, Chordata, Amphibia, Anura, Pipidae. The transcript has 7 exons.
CUCGCAUUUGGGUAUCGUCGCUUGGGGGUACGGUCACUGCUCCCUCUUAUGUUUAUUAAAUUGUAGAAAGCUCAGUUUGUCUGGAGGUUUGUGUUUAUUUAUGGUUAAGGGAGCUGCCAUACUAUUAUUCUCCUUCAUAGACUCCUGAGGCACAGUGGGCUCCAGUUGCUAUAUUGUUAUGAUGCAUGUUGGAAGGAGCUAGUUACAGUCUUAACCUAUCACCUUCCCUUUCACUGCCAUUCCAGAGCCCAACUCUCAGUCAGGCUGCAGUUAUGGAGCCGGAGCUUUCAGACCGCUAUGACCAUGCUCUGCUGGGAAUUUUGCAGCAUGUAGGGAACAUCCAGGACUUUUUAAAUAUCUAUUUUGGCUUCUUGUAUCGCAAGACGGACUUCUACAGGCUCCUCCUCAACCCUCAGGAUCGCCUUGGAUUCCCCCCAGGAGCUGCUCAGGCCAUGGUAAUGCAGACUUUUAAAACCUUUGAGAGGCUGGCACUGAAGGACCAUGAGCAGAGGGUGUGUGACCUGCAGGAGAAACUGAAAAAGAAGGAAGAGAAGGAGGCAGACACUGAGGCUGCACCACCCCCAGUCCAGGAAGUCAUCAUUGAGACUCCUGCAGAGGAGGCAACACUGGAACAAGACAAAGCAGAAGAAGAGCCACAACAAAUAGAUACAAAAGGAAGAGCAGAAGGACGAGAAACCAGUGAAGACUGCGCAGGACAAGCAGCUGCUGAGCCCAAGGAACAAGAAGACUACCAAGCUGACCCUGACAGUUACAAUGGAGCCAUAAGAAAGAAUUAUGUUUGGUCUCAGGAUUACACAGAUGUGGAAAUUAAAGUUCCAGUGCCUAAAUCUGUAAUAAAAGGUCGGCAGGUGUCAGUGGACCUGCGCAGUAGCUGUAUUCGUGUGGCGGUGAGAGAAGGAGGAGGGGAACGUGUUCUGGUGGAGGGAAGCUUUACUCACAAAAUAAAUGCAGAGACCUCUCUCUGGAGUCUGGAACCUGGAAAGUGUAUUGUGAUCAGCUUGAGUAAGUGUGGCGAGGUUUGGUGGAAUGCCGUAUUGGAAGAUGAAGAAAAGAUUGACAUAGACAAGAUCAACAAAGAACGCAGCAUGGCUACUGUGGAUGAUGAGGAACAUGCUGUUUUGGACCGACUAACAUUUGAUUAUCACCAGAAGUUGCAGGGGAAGCCUCAAAGCCAUGAGUUGAAAGUGCAUGAAAUGCUAAAGAAAGGAUGGGAUGCAGAGGGAUCACCAUUCAAAGGUCAGAAUUUUGAUCCAAGCAUGUUCAACGUCUCGCCAGGGGCUGUUCAGUUCUGAGCUCAAUGGACACACACUGGAAAUCCUCGGUGCCCUGGCUUCAGUUUGCUGAUUCACAGCUGGGAUACGAUGCCUUUUAUUAACCAAGUUUUAUGUCUUUUGGUAAACAUUUGACUUUGGUGCUUGCUGAGACUGGAUGAAUUUCUGUGUGAACUCGACAUUUACACAUUUGCAGUUACACAUGCAAAUGAUUUGCUCUGUAUGAGGAGGGAUAUGGUCAAUCUGUAUUAAUCAUAACAAACCAUACCAUGCAUUGGCUCCAGGGGUUACAUCCUCUUCUACUGGUAAUGUCACUUAGCAUGAAACUUGCUAAACUUUUAUUCCCUUAGAGGAGACAUAUAUCCAUCUGUUUAAUUUUUCUGUUUAUUUCACAGUUUUUAUACUGCUUAUAUCAUGAAUGUGUAACAGGAGCAUCCUUUACUGUGCUCUCUGGGUGCUGGGCAGACAGAAUAGCAAAAAAGCUUGUUUUUCUGAAGCGAGAAGUAUUUCCUGAUGCUUCUCUGCACAGUUCUGUAGCUUCUGUCACACUAAGUAAUAGAACUGAGCAGAACAGUAGAGGGUGACCCCUUUACACAUAAUGAUAUUUGCAGUGUGCAAACUACUAACAUAAAAAAGUUCAUGUAAAUGAAAAAAAAAUGCUCAGAAGCAGAAUUUGACAUUGUUUUAUGGAUGGGUGUAUGUCCCCUUUAAUUGUAAUAUUUAGCAGGUAGAUGGGGAGCGCACUGGAUCAAAAAUGAUCUCAUAAAGCAGUUUACAGAUGUCCGUCCCACAUGACAUGAAUAAAACAACAUAUUUAUAAAUCGUUUGAAGCUUUCUCUAUGGGUAAGAUUGUAUCCAUAAACAUAGUAUAUGAACCAUAUUGUUUAAAAUUGUGUUUACAUGUAUUUAAAGGGGAAAGCCACAGUUUUGUUUAGUUUGGGUCAAUAAAUAAGAAUUGCGUUGGAAAUGUA